This is a messenger RNA of Cheilinus undulatus (humphead wrasse), 749 nucleotides long. RefSeq names its product complement C1q-like protein 4. NCBI's taxonomy places the organism in Eukaryota, Metazoa, Chordata, Actinopteri, Labriformes, Labridae. Gene Ontology annotation, molecular function: protein binding. Bases 105 to 749 code for a protein of 214 amino acids. The record is from RefSeq and is a predicted model, not a curated record. The transcript is spliced from 3 exons.
AGACCACUAUAAGAGCUAGUCCAGUGGUCAGAGGAAUCAGAUCAGUCAGUGACAGAUAACUGUGAGUGGAGUUUUAUUCUGACUAACCUGAAGAUCAUUUCAACAUGAUUUGGUUUGUUUUGUUGUUCUGUGGAUUGGCUUUGGCUCAGGAUCAGACUACUGGUUUAAGCACUGAUUCAGGGCAGUGUUUGACUGACAUUUGUGAGCUUGGGAAAAUGCUCAAUGCCAUGUCUGAAACACUUAACGCUUUAAAAACCAGAAUGAGUGACAGUGAAACCAAGCUGAGGGAGAGUGAAAAUCAGAUUCGUGGACUGAUGAACAAAGAAACAACCAGAGUGGCCUUCAGUGCAGCACUGGGAGGAAGCGGAGGAAACUUCGGACCUUUUAACACUGAAAUAACUUUAAUCUACAAAACAGUGAAAACAAACAUCGGGAACGCCUACAAUUCAGCCACAGGUAUCUUCACCGCUCCUGUGGCAGGUGUUUAUUACUUCACCUUCUUCUAUAACGCUAAUAGGGGCCAAAAACUUCUCCUGGAGCUCCACAAGAACUCAGAGAAAAUAAUCUCGGUUAUUGAGCUCAAUUCAGACACUGACAGUGAUGAUAAUGGAGGAAAUGCUGUGUUUCUUCAGCUGCAGCAGGGAGACCAGGUGUAUGUGAGAAUGAUGGAAAAUUCACACAUUUAUGGAGGCGACUACUACACAACUUUUAGUGUUUUUUGGUCUCUCAAAUGUGAGAUUGGACACUGA